AUCUUUAAAUCAAUCGCCAGAUGGCUCUAUUCUUUGUUGGGAAUCUAGCAACACAUCAAAAGAAACAUUGUCUGCUGGAAUUAACAAUUUUUCAACACAUUCUUUUAGUUAUGGCUCUGCAACUGCGACGACUUUCUCUCGGCCUCGCCAGGUUCCAGCAGGCUAGAAAUGCCUCGAUAUUGACGUCUUUACCUGAGACGCAUGAAUUGCUAAGAAAAACAUGCAGAGACUUUGCUGAAGGUGAACUAAAGCCAAAUGCAUCACGAUUUGACAAAGAACAUCUUUACCCAAAAGAACAGAUUCUCAAAAUGGGUGAGCUGGGCUUAAUGGCCAUAGUUGUCCCUGAAGCCCUUGGUGGAGCUGGACUAGACUACUUGGCUUAUGCUGUGGCUAUUGAAGAAAUAUCAAGGGGAUGUGCUUCUGCUGGAGUAAUUAUGAGCGUCAACAAUUCACUGUACCUUGGUCCUCUCAUGAAAUAUGGAAAUGAUCAGCAAAAAAGAGAUUGGGUUCAACCAUUUGUUAAUGGAGACAAAGUAGGGUGCUUUGCACUUAGCGAACCAGGAAAUGGCAGUGACGCCGGUGCGGCGUCAACUACAGCUGUAGCAUCGUCGGAUGGAGGCUGGAAAUUGAAUGGAACCAAAGCAUGGAUCACUAACGGCUACGAGUCUGAAGCCACAGUCGUUUUCGCUACCACCGACAAAUCGCUCAAGCACAAGGGAAUCUCUGCCUUUGUUGUCCCCAAACCGACACCAGGCCUUGCUUUGGGCAAAAAAGAAGAUAAACUGGGCAUUCGGGGUUCUUCCACAUGCAAUCUCAUUUUCGAAGACUGCUCUAUUCCUAAAGAAAAUAUGCUUGGCAAGCCUGGGUAUGGAUUCAAAAUUGCUAUGGGCACGUUAGACGGUGGAAGGGUUGGUAUUGCAGCUCAGGCGUUGGGUAUUGGUCAAGCAGCAUUAGAUUGUGCUGUCGAUUAUGCAAGCAAGAGAAAAGCUUUCGGACAGUCAAUUACCAAACUUCAAUCCAUACAAAACAAAAUCGCUGACAUGGCCUUGCAGUUGGAAAGUGCACGCCUUUUAACUUGGCGAGCUGCUGUGUUGCAAGACGAAGGCAAGACUUGUAUCAAAGAAGCAGCUAUGGCUAAAUUAGCAGCCAGUGAAGCCGCAACGUUCAUCUCACAUCAGGCUAUUCAAAUUCUCGGAGGAAUGGGAUACGUUUCCGAUAUGCCUGCGGAGCGACAUUACCGAGAUGCCAGAAUUACGGAGAUUUACGAGGGUACCUCUGAGAUUCAAAGAUUAGUCAUCGCUGGCAAUGUGUUGAAAGAAUACGGGGUUUAGGUGAGAUAUCACUUCCUAAGGUGAUAAAAAUAAAUGUCAACAAUGCAAUUUUCUAUUUUACAUAAUACAUGAUAUACGUGAUGGAAUAAACAAGUUAUAGGAUAUA
Molecule: messenger RNA, 1437 nt
Organism: Daphnia carinata
Lineage: Eukaryota; Metazoa; Arthropoda; Branchiopoda; Diplostraca; Daphniidae
Gene: Arc42
Product: short-chain specific acyl-CoA dehydrogenase, mitochondrial-like
Exons: 9
Coding region: 21-1331 (436 amino acids)
Biological process (GO): butyrate catabolic process; fatty acid beta-oxidation using acyl-CoA dehydrogenase
Cellular component (GO): mitochondrion
Molecular function (GO): flavin adenine dinucleotide binding
Source: RefSeq, a predicted model, not a curated record